AGAGGAAAACAGAGGGCAGCAAUCAAGAGACUAAUGUUACUGAUUAAACUUCAGGUUUUACUGCAAAUACGUCUUUCAGUGCCAAAACGUAUAUGUCUGAUGGUACAGUGAACAUUUGAGAAAGAAGACUGAUACGUUUAACGUCUCUGUGGUUAAUCGAAGCCAGCGGAAUGUUAUAGCUGUGGGAUAGCCAAGUCAUCGGUAUCAAAAAAGGAGAGUUAGCCUAGCUUGCUAUUUGAAUUUUUUUUACUAGCCAUCAUAGCCGAUUGACCACUUAACUUGAGAAAAUUACUGUGUCUGUUGUUUUGUAAAGACAGAACCCAAGUGAACAGAAUGCUAUCGUUAGCUAGUUCGAUCUGACAUUUCCUCAGCCUGUUGUUAUUUGCCUAAUUUGACCUGUUACACUGGAUAGCAAGUGGACUGGUUUGGAUGCAAAAUUGUUGUCAUUGUAUCGUCAUGUUAUUUUAAGCAUCCAGUUGAAAUUUCUUCAUUUGCUGCCCGUUUUGUUCGUCUGUGUCAAUCGUUUGGUUCCAUAUUUGUGUUGUUUGACGAGGCUUGUGAACAAGCAAUGAUCUGAGUUGGGCUUUUAAACAAUCCUGUUAGCAGCGUUAGCAGCAGCGCUAGUCACAUAUCUUGCGUUGGUAUAAUGUUUCAGAAAUAACUGUUUACCAUUAAGGCAGCUAUCCCUUAUUCCACGGCGCCAGCCAAGUCAUUUUACAAGCUUGAUGCAUCUGUGUGGGUUUUGAGUUUUGUGCAACUUCUGCUGUUCCCUAUUUUCGCGUUGUGUUUUGUAAGCUAUCAACGUUAACUAAGCUAUCGAUAGCAGUUAUUUGCACUCAGAUUCUACACAGGCAGCUGUUACAUUGUUUGUGUGUUCACAGUGGUAUUAGGUCACAUACAAUCACCUGAGUGUAAAAGGUAUUUUAAGAAAUACUUUGCAUUUAAAAUACAUUGAUCAUAUUGAUAUUUAGCUAUAAUUUCAAACGCCAUAUUUGCAAUGCAUUGAGUGUAUGUUAUGUUGAUAUUUAUUAAGUUGUGUAACCAACCCAUUAAUACGUUGUCUGCAAACUAAGCUCAGAACCCAAUCUGUAGAGAUUGUGUUUAGGUUGCCCUGGCAAAAGCUGAUCAGAGAGCAAAUGCUGUCUUAGUAACCGGUUAUUACACAGCUAUUAUCACCAAUAACAUAUCAAACAUCAGUAACAACCUCCCAGACAUAUCAAGUGUCACAGACUUGUCUGAGUUUAGCAUCAGCUGUUUACCAGUUGUACCAGUUUUAGUAUCCCUUCGCUGUCGGUCAAGCCCAGACACGCCCAGAGGAAGUAGCUCGAGAUACAAUGAGCAGUCAUGGUCCCUCACAGGAAAAAGGAGUCAACAACACCAUUCUAGCGUGCCAGGAGAGCUAUGUGUGUGACGGCUCAGAGGAGGCUGUGUUCGAGUGCACCGAGUGUGCCAGUGUGCAGUGCUCGCUCUGUGAGCUAGAGGUUCAUCAGCAGGAGGGCCUGCAGGACCACCAGCGGGCUCCCAUCGGACCCGGGCACGUGCCCCUCUGCAACAACUGCAAGGGGGGCAAGGGCUCCUCGGGCAAUGCCAACGGGAAGCGCAACCUGUCAGUCGUCCGUUGCCAGACCUGCAAGAUCAACCUGUGCCAGGACUGCCAGAAACGUACCCACAAUGGAGGGGCCAAGAAGAAGCACCCUCUCACUCAUUACCCACCACCCAGUAGUGCCCAGGUGGGGGCCCAGACUAAUGCCAGCGGUGGGCAGGACCAGGCCAAAGCUCAGCAGCUGGCCAAGCUCCUGGAGAAGGUCACCAGCUUCCUGUUGGUGGACGAGAACGAGGAGAUGCAGAUCAAGAACGACGAAGAGUUUGUGAAGAGGCUGGACUGCCAUCCGGACGAGCUCCUCAAAGUGGUGUCCAUCUUCGGGAACAUUGGAGAGGGCAAGUCCCACACGCUGAACCACACCUUCUUCCAGGGCAGGGAGGUGUUCAAGACCUCCCCUACGCAGGAGUCCUGCACGGUGGGCGUGUGGGUGGCCUUCGACCCCUGCCACCGCGUGGUGGUGAUCGACACGGAGGGUCUCCAGAGCAACAGUGCCAACCAGGGCCAGCGCACGCGGCUCCUGCUCAAAGUCCUGGCCAUCUCCGACCUCAUCAUCUACCGCACCCACGCCGAUCGUCUCCACGACGACCUCUUCCGUUUCCUGGGCGACGCCUCGGAGGCCUACCUGAAGUACUUCACCAAGGAGCUGAAGGCCACAGUGUCGCGCUUCGGACUGGACGUGCCCCUGUCCACCCUCGGCCCCUCCGCCAUAAUCUUCCACGAGACGGUCCACACCUCUCUGCUGGGCUCAGAGAGGCCGUCGGAGCAGGUGGAGCGGCUGCUUCAGGAGCGGUUCCGUAAGCUGGGCCGGUUCCCCGAGGCCUUCAGCUCCGUGCGCUACUGCGGAACCCACACCAGCACCCCGCCCACCAACUUUAAGGGCCUGCGGAACCUUCUAGAGAGCCAGCUGGAGAACCACACCACGCGCUCCCCACGCUCGCCAAUAGUCAUAUUCAAAGCCCUGCAGGCCCUGAGUGAGCGCUUCAGUGGUGAGAUCUCGGAUGAGAUCAUCUCUCACAGUUGCUUCUUCCCCGAUGAGUACUUCACCUGCUCCAGCCUUUGUCUCAGCUGUGGUUCGAGCUGUAAGAACAGCACAAACCACCUGAGGGAGGACGUCCCCCAUGAGGCCAAGCAGCGGUGCCGGUACUCUGCUCACUAUGACAACAGAGUGUUCACCUGCAAGGCUUGCUAUGAGGGAGGGAAGGAGGUGAUUGUUGUGCCAAAGACCUCUGCGUCCUCCGACUCUCCUUGGCUUGGACUUGCCCGAUACGCCUGGUCAGGGUAUGUGAUUGAGUGUCCCAACUGUGGGGUAAUCUACCGCAGUAGACAGUAUUGGUAUGGCAACCAGGACCCCGUCAACACAGUGGUCCGUACCGAGAUCCAGCACAUCUGGCCUGGGUGUGACAGCCUGCUGAAGGACAACAGUAACGCAGCGCAGCGUCUGCUGGACGGGGUCAACCUGAUGGCCCAGUCCGUGUCUGAGCUCAGCGUCAAGCCCGCCAAGGCCGUCACCUCCUGGCUCACGGAUCAGAUCGCGCCGGCCUACUGGAAACCCAACGCCCUCAUCCUGACGUGUUAUAAGUGCAGGGUGGUGUUUGAGGAGAACGACUCGAAGCACCACUGCCGCGCGUGCGGAGAGGGUUUCUGUGACCAGUGCUCGUCGCGCCUGCGUCCAGUGCCAGAGAGAGGCUGGGGCCCGACGCCGGUCAGAGUGUGUGACGCCUGCUAUGAGCAGAAGGACACACACACAGAGCUGGUGGUGGUGGAGCAUGAGGAGGAGGAUGGCGGAACCCUGGCCCGGAAGGUUGGAGAAGCGGUGUCCAACACAUUAGGAGCUGUCGUCACUGCCAUUGACAUCCCGCUAGGGCUGGUAAAGGACGCUGCACGUCCAGCCUACUGGGUGCCUGACCAGGACAUCCACUCCUGCCACAGCUGCCAACGCCACUUCACUGCCAAGCUGUCCAAGCACCACUGCCGGGCCUGCGGCCAGGGCGUUUGCUCCGAGUGCUCGCCCGCCAGACGCCCCGUGCCCUCCCGCGGCUGGGACCACCCGGUCCGGGUCUGCACCCCUUGCGACCAGAGGCCUGGCGACCUUUGACCCCUGACCUCUCUGAUCCACGCACUCCUUUAGCGUUUGACCUUAAGCAGGGCUGGACCUACAGUACUCUAGAACUUAGUGUGAUGUUAACUCCCCCCCCCCCCCACCCCUCUACUCUAUCAUUACGCCAAAUCCCUCUGCCCCUCUCCCCCUAACAAACAUUUUUAGCUGUUGUGUGAGUGUGUGUAUGUGUGUAUGUGUGCGCGUGUGUGCGUGUAAUGUGUAUAUGAGAUGUGUGUGUGUGUGUGUGUGUGUGUGUGAGUGCAGCACAACGGACGAAAGAAACAAUAACUGACAUCAGCCUUGCACCUAAACCUUUGGAGAUCACUUGAAGUUUGGUGCUUAGUUGAGUAAUAUGGUGUACUGUAACUGGUCAUCAGCUAAGAGAGGCCAGGAGUUCUCACUCUCCCCACCCGCCCUCCCCCACACACACACACAAAUCCAUCUUGUGCAUCCUCCCUCUCCGCAUCCCCAACCUUUCCUCCACUGGGUGAUUGCCUUGUGUGUACAACCGUUUUUGUGUUUUAUCGCUGAUUUUGUCAUGAAAAGUUCAAAGUUACAUGUUACACUGUGGAGUGGUCUGGUGUGGCCUGCUAAGCCACUUAUCAAACUUGGAUGAUUCAGGGAUCAUUUCUCGUUUGUUUUUUUUUUUGUUUUGUUUUGUUUGUUUCUUUCUUUAUUUUUUCAAUGAUCAUUUUAUCUUACAGAAAGGUAAAGCGUCAGCAUUAGCGGAGAACCAUAGAGGAGAAUUGUUCAUGCUCAUAGCAUGCCAGAUAGUAUCUAUUCUGUUAUUAUAACAGUCAGUAACGGCUGGUACAAGUCAAUUGCAGAGAUUGACCGUUUUGCUCAGCCACCUAGAUAUUCACUGGACUGGAGCAAGUGUGGUUCAUCAUUAAAUAUAGUAAUAUCUGGUUAUGUUUAUAGCAUUUAAAUGCUGAUGUAUGUUUAUUAUAUUAUGUUUUCAUUAUUAUUGUAAUCCUUAUAUUUGGCUUUUGUUUUAGUUCGCAUCUUUGUCACAGAAAAGGGAAAAAAAAACGGCACACCUGCCCGAGAGCUGAAUGGUCGGUGGUAGAUUGCUAUUGAAGAGUGAAUCAUUAGCUGUCUUGUGUGAGAGCACUGAUCAAUAUUCUGCCUGUUUUGACAAGGAGAUGUUUUAUGAGAUAUGUUUUCUUGACGAUGCGGUAUUGUGUAAAAGUAGCCACUUGAGUUGCCUGAAACAGUGUCUCCCCUUCCUCCUCUACCACCGUCCCGUCGAGUUGCGCCACACGCUCUUGAGGCUGUAGGCAGGGGCCUCAGACAUUUAGAUCCAGGCUUCGUUUUAGAAAACACCUCUUCAUAAAUACUAAAAAACAAACAAAAAAACUAAAAGAACGAUUGACUAUUCAUUUGUGAACAGCUGUUCACCAAUUCAAUACCUCGACUGAAGUCAGAAUAGGGGACGAUUGAGCAGGCUCUUAUUGCGAAUAGAUUUAUCGAUAUCUAUGUUCAGAGCGUUUGCAGUCCUGCUUGCUGGAUAUGGACAGCAGUCACCUGUGUGACCAAAGGUUCAAUCAUCUGCUAGUCUGAUUGGGUUUGUUACCAUGGGGCACCAGUCAAGAUUUCAGUUAUAUGACAUUUAUUUUUGUAUCAGUAAGCUUUUAAAAGAUUGAGUCUAUUGACAACAUGGGUACCAACCCAUAGAUUGUCACUAGCUCUGUACAGAAAGACUGAAAGGAUUUGAAAUUGGCCAGAUAGUCAGUAGUGUAUGUGCGUUUAUAGGUUAUGUAACUUUAGUGUAGUCAGAAACGAUAUUGUCUAAAGGCACUCCCCGUCCUAAACACUACCACAGAAACACACACACACACACACACACACAUACACACAUAUUCAAAGCACACAGAUAUCUGUUGCCUUUAGCCAGUGAAUGAGAACAACUGUUUGCCUUGAAUGUACAGAAUAUCUUACCCAUGUAUUCAGUUUGAUGUGUCUCCUUUGUUUUACACCAGCCGCUCACAGUUUUUUGCAAUGCCUUGGCCAGAGUUGUUCUUUGUAUAAGGGGCAUCCACCCCCACGUAGUAGCCACAAAAGGAGCAGUCUGGGCUGGAAUACAGCCGGAUCUGGGCCGGGUCUGCUCCGGAGUUCUCUGCUAUCUGGGUUUUAAAUCCCCUGUAUCGGUUGCACUAGGAUGCAUGAAAAACAAGAAAACAAGCUUUUUAUUUUAUUUUUUCUUUGUGGGGGGGUGGGGGGGAGUCGGUGGUCUGAUUUACUGUAGUGCUAAUGUUACCACUUGUCUGCCAUGAUCAUUUUGCAUUUGCACUGAUUAUUCAACCACGUCCCUUUGAGUGUUUGUGGUACUUCUCCAUCAAAAGUAUCACACGGACAGAUUACUUAACGGAGAUGCUUUGAUGGGUGAUGGUUUUAGUGCCAUAAAAAAAAAAAUCUUUUCAAACGGUUGUUGUGGUGUGUGUGCUGCAUAUCUUUUAUCUCUGUGUGACCCCCGACCUUUGACCUUUGCCAUGCCAUCGAGUUUGUACUUACCUCACCGCACACACACACACUCAAGAACAGAUCUGAGGAUCGCAGCAGAGAAUGAUGCUCCUCCGAGCACUUCUUGUGGGGAGAUCUUACAGUCUGUCUGCACUCUCAUACAUGGGGUGCCUCUCAUGCAGCGUUUAUACGUCCUCCCUCACUCCUAAGGCCUCGAUCCUCACUGAUCUACAUAAAGAAUGAUGGGGCGGCAACAAUGGGAUAGGCUAGCCCUUCUUCUAUCUUUCUUUAUGUAGAUCAGUGAGGGUCGAGGCCCGAGGAGCGAGGGAGGACGUAUAAACACUGCAUGAGAGGCACCCAUGGUGUCCACCUACCAUCUGAUACUGCUGUCCCAGUAUGCAUCUCUUCCUGGGACAGACUCCACCCCUGGGAUCCGGGAUCCGUUCCCAUGGCAACUUCUCUCUGAGUGACGACGACAAGAGUUCCAUGCCACAGCUACAGUUACUAUGCACUGACCCAAGACGAAGAGAUGUGUGUCUGUAAAACUUAAAACGUGUGUUGUCUGUGUCAUUAUAUGCAGAUUAAAGGGGAAGAAAUGUAA
This is a messenger RNA of Sardina pilchardus (European sardine), 6765 nucleotides long. RefSeq names its product zinc finger FYVE domain-containing protein 1-like. The transcript has 11 exons. Gene Ontology annotation, cellular component: lipid droplet. The record is from RefSeq and is a predicted model, not a curated record. Gene Ontology annotation, molecular function: zinc ion binding; GTP binding; phosphatidylinositol-3-phosphate binding. The coding region runs from base 1335 to 3698 and encodes 787 amino acids. Lineage: Eukaryota; Metazoa; Chordata; Actinopteri; Clupeiformes; Clupeidae. Gene Ontology annotation, biological process: lipid droplet formation.